Messenger RNA from Athene cunicularia (burrowing owl), 1544 nucleotides. Its product is annotated as proto-oncogene tyrosine-protein kinase Yrk-like. NCBI's taxonomy places the organism in Eukaryota, Metazoa, Chordata, Aves, Strigiformes, Strigidae. The transcript has 10 exons. The record is from RefSeq and is a predicted model, not a curated record. Gene Ontology annotation, cellular component: extrinsic component of cytoplasmic side of plasma membrane. Gene Ontology annotation, molecular function: signaling receptor binding; ATP binding; non-membrane spanning protein tyrosine kinase activity. Bases 75 to 1442 code for a protein of 455 amino acids. Gene Ontology annotation, biological process: integrin-mediated signaling pathway; cell surface receptor protein tyrosine kinase signaling pathway; cell differentiation.
GGUGCCUCUUCUCCUCCCCAAGGUGACAUGGAGCAGCUGAAGUGACCCGAGGAGCCGUCGCAGCCGUGCCCAGGAUGGGCUGUGUGCACUGCAAAGAGAAAGGGUCCAGCAAAGGGCAGGUGGGGGGCGAGGUGGGGGGGGCCGCCUCACCCCCCACCUCCCAGUACGACCCCGACCCCACGCAGCCGGGCACCAUCUUCACCCGCAUCCCUGAUUUCAACAACUUCCACGGCACGGCAAUGCCCUCGACCCCAUCCUUCGUGGGGCCGGGGGUCUUCACCUCCAACACGCUGCAAAUGCGGAGCGGGGGCAUCACAGGCGGGGGUGUGACGCUCUUCAUCGCCCUGUACGACUACGAGGCCAGGACGGAGGACGACCUGACCUUCCAGAAAGGGGAGAAAUUCCACAUCAUCAACAACACGCCCAAGCUGGCCGACCUCUCGGUCAAAACCAAAGACGUGUGGGAGAUCCCCCGCGAGUCCCUCCAGCUCCUCAAGAAGUUGGGCAACGGGCAGUUCGGGGAAGUGUGGAUGGAGUGUAACGACGGGUUGUGCCAUCUGCUAACCCGGGCGUGCCCCACUAUGAAGCCCCAGACCCUGGGAUUAGCUAAGGAUGCCUGGGAGAUAGUGCGGGAAUCCAUCAGCCUCGACAAGAAACUCGGCAUGGGAUGUUUCGGAGACGUGUGGAUGGGCACCUGGAAUGGCACCACCAAGGUGGCAGUGAAGACGUUGAAGCCGGGCACCAUGUCCCCGGAGGCCUUCCUGGAGGAAGCCCAGAUCAUGAAGCGGCUGCGGCACGACAAGCUGGUGCAGCUCUACGCCGUGGUGUCCGAGGAGCCCAUCUACAUCGUCACUGAGUUCAUGAGCCAGGGCAGCUUGCUGGAUUUCCUCAAGGACGGGGAUGGCCGCUACCUGAAGCUGCCCCAGCUGGUGGACAUGGCUGCCCAGAUCGCAGCGGGGAUGGCCUACAUCGAGCGGAUGAACUACAUCCACCGGGAUCUCCGCGCUGCCAACAUCCUCGUGGGAGACAACCUGGUGUGCAAGAUCGCUGACUUCGGCCUCGCCCGCCUCAUCGAGGACAACGAGUACACGGCGCGCCAGGGUGCCAAGUUCCCCAUCAAGUGGACGGCCCCGGAGGCUGCACUUUUUGGGAAGUUCACCAUCAAAUCAGACGUCUGGUCCUUCGGAAUCCUCCUGACUGAGCUGGUGACCAAAGGCCGGGUGCCCUACCCAGGGAUGAACAACCGGGAGGUGCUGGAGCAGGUGGAACGGGGGUACCGCAUGCAGUGCCCGGGCAACUGUCCCCCGUCCCUGCACGAGGUGAUGGUGCAGUGCUGGAAGCGGGAGCCCGAGGAGCGCCCCACCUUCGAGUACCUCCAGUCCUUCCUCGAGGAUUAUUUCACCGCCACCGAGCCCCAGUACCAGCCGGGGGACAACCAGUGACCCAGCGCUGGCAUCCCCCAGCCGGGCUCUGGAGUGGCUUUUGGGCCAAUCUCCCUCUUUUUGCAGGGCGGUUGUGGCUCCCUUUGCCUGUGCCCCCCCCCC